Messenger RNA from Rasamsonia emersonii CBS 393.64, 7797 nucleotides. RefSeq names its product Cell morphogenesis protein (PAG1). The transcript has 5 exons. Gene Ontology annotation, biological process: cell morphogenesis. The record is from RefSeq and is a predicted model, not a curated record. Lineage: Eukaryota; Fungi; Ascomycota; Eurotiomycetes; Eurotiales; Trichocomaceae. The coding region runs from base 1 to 7797 and encodes 2598 amino acids. Gene Ontology annotation, cellular component: cell cortex; site of polarized growth.
AUGCCCCUCGGCCCCGACGAGUCUCCAGUCCCGACGCACCAUAAUCCCACCUCUCCGCCGGAUAGGCUCGCCGUCAGGAACGCCUCAUCUCCUGGUCUCACUGGUCCCCAUAGCAGGGAGCCCUCUACCUCCGUUCCCAGGGGCCGCCCGGCUGAUACAUCGACGCUGGGUGUUCCUACGAUCCCGCCCCAGUCCAGCCGUCGUGCUCAGUCUCAUUCGAAAAGCCCCGAAUCGACCGCUGCUCGUCCUGCUGGAGCGUCAGGGCAUGAGGGACCGAUCGAGAGGAAGCCGUCGGUAUCCUACGGGCAUCAUCGCAAGACGUCCAUUGUGCAUGGCAUCCAGCACUCGCGAGACCCCAGCUUUGCAACUUCGGCUACAACUGCGAGUCCAUUGAGCCCCGAAAUCAUCGCGUCCGUCGGUCUGAAUAGUACCAACAACGGCGCUCCAGGGCCAGAUUUGCCAUCCUCUGGUCGUCCGGAUCAAUCCGAGUUGCAUCCAACCUACACCAAUGCAGGAAGCAGUGCGACGGGGCACGUCCAGCCCAGCGGCUUGAGUACCAUUGAAGAUGACGAUUCUGGGGAAACGACUAAGGCUAACGGGCAUCCAAAAAAUCCUACGCAUAGAAAGAUGCUGUCCAACGGGAAAUCGCGGCGGGAUCACUCCCGCUCGCACUCGAAACAUCAUCACCAGGAGUCCAAGACAGUGGGGGAGUAUGCGUUGCAUCAUCUCUUCAAUUCGUUUGUCGGUCAAGCGGAUAGCAAAAUCAACCAGAGCAUAAUGAAAGUGGGUGAGGUCGAGGCACCGGUCGAGGAGGUUUGCGGCGCGGGAGCAGACCCAGCUUUCGAUCAGCUUAUUUCUGCUCUGGGUCAUAUUGCCCGCCAAAAGCCAAAGCCAUUGAUCGAUACAAUUAUGCUAUGGCGCAAGGCGAAAGGUGAGGCCGCCGUCAUGGCGAAACAGAUGGCUUCUCAGUCACAUUCCUUGGAAAACGGACUGCUUCCGCGUCGCAAUACGGAACCUACGCAUUCUAGUGGCGGAGAGACCGGUCCAAGUGGUGAUGCCUCCCAGCCCCCGCCUUCAUUAGUACCGAGACAAGACGAGGUCGUCCUCGCCGAGCGGCGGGCAACGGUGUCGGUCUACCUGGUCUGCAGGGUUCUGAUUGAGAUUUUCAACCAAAGCAGCUUAGCUGCGAUCACACCUGAAAUGGCGGACCGGCUGGAGGACAUUGUGUUUGGUCAGCUCAAAACGGUGGAUCCCGAUCAGAUCGCAGCGUCAUCCUUACGGAUGGCUAACUGGAGAAUCUAUGGUCAACUCCUGGGCAUCAUGAGUGAGAACAACUUCACGAGCGUCACAAAUCGGUUUCUCACCGAGCUGGAACGUUAUCAAAAGGAAGAGUCUCUCCGGGGCCCGUCCAGGGAAAUAGAAGCCAAGGUGGAAUUGUUGGUCUUGGGAAUGAGGCAUCUUUGCAUCAAGACUUACCCCGAAGAAGCCUGGAGCAAGUCGUGCGACUUUAUGCGGUCCUUGGCUCGACUGUUCGUGAAUGCUCAUGGCCAGCGAGUCAAGCAGGCGUACUGCUAUAUCUUUGAGAAGCUACUACAUCCAGUCGCGGCUAACCCGGCUUGCGAUCUCGCCCUUCCUCGAUGGAAGGAAUUCUUGGAUUUGAUCACUCCUCGUCUGUCGCAGAUGCUGGCCAAACCUCGGCACUGGAUGACCGUGUUCCCUCUACAUACCCUGUUGCUCUGCGUUUCGUCGAAGGAUGUCUUCUCCUCCCAAUGGCUCUCAUUGGCCAUGAGUCUCCCAGCCAAGUUGAAAGACCGUCCGACUCGGGGCCUAGCACUUCAGGCCUUGUGUCAAUUGCUCUGGACCUACCUGUUCCGCUAUCCCGAUCCCCACAAUGUGACUCUGAGGAGAGUAGAGGAGGUUGUGAAGAUAGCACUGCCGCCGGGGCGAAGAACCUAUCUCACAACCGAACCAGCAGUGGCAGAGCCAUUGGUUCAGCUCAUCCGGAUGAUCGGUUUCAAGCUUCCCGAGUUAUGUUUCCGUAGUAUCAUAUUUCCCCUGAUUAACUCGGAUCUGUUUUUGUCCGGGAAAGAGCUCAAGAUUGAGCAGAUGGAACCAGAGAAGAUGGUGAUUGGCAUUCGCUCGUUUCUCGCUGUCAUCUCCGAUAUGGAAAAUGGCGAUCAAUUAUAUCUCCCAUUCCCGGAGGGAUCUGUAUCGAACCAGCAUUUUGUUGACGUCCCGAAUUCUCCCCUUCCCCCGCGGCCACAGCUCUUAGCCGAACCAAAACCGAAGGCUUCAGGCGGGACCAAUGAGUCCUUGUCGCGUCCCGUGAACACAUCCAAGCUCAACGAUGUUGCAAAGGAGUAUUACAUUCGAUUUUGUGAGAUCUUGGGGAAGAUUACUAUCCUUUGUGACAAUGCUUUCGGCGGUCAGGCCGCCCUCGAUGAGAAAUUCGGCGGCGCCACUCCCAAGACGCCUAUUUCGGAAGCCUUCAGUUUUGCGCGACGCGAUGAUCAUUCAGCUGGGCCUGACCAGAAACAGAGUUUUUACGAUCUCCUCCAUGUGGCAGUGCAAGCUCUGCCCCGGUGCUUAUCGGAUCAUAUCCCCUUCAACUCGCUGAUCAACCUCCUCUGCACGGGGACAGCCCACGUCCAAUCCAACAUCGCCGCAUCUUCCGCCGAAUCGUUGAAAUCGAUUGCGCGACAAAUGCACGCGCAACAGGUAACCAUCGGUUUUGCUCGUUUCAUUUUCAAUUUCGACGCGCGGUACUCGACCAUGUCAGACGAAGGCAUGCUGGGGCCGGGCCACAUCGAGUCGACGUUGACGCUUUACGUAGAGCUGCUUCGCAUAUGGAUUGAGGAAAUCCGACAGAAGACUAAGGAGGCGGGGCUCGAUUCCUCGGACAAAAGCGGUGGCUCCGGCAGCAGGGCCUUGCAGCUCGAUUUGUCCAGUGUUCUUGCCUAUGUGGAAGAGAUCGAGGCUCACGGUCUGUUCUUUCUGUGCUCCCAGUCUCGGAGAGUGCGUUCGUUCGCGAUCACCGUGCUGCGGCUGGUCACUGAAUUUGAUCGUGCGCUUGGGAAGGAAAAUACCAGGAUAAUUCGCAUCCUGGAGGCAGAUUCCCAGCAAAUAAUGGACCUGAAUGAUGAACAACUCACUGUGGCGGAGAGGAGUAGAUUACAGAAAGGCAAGAGAAAGAGUGCGUCGCAUAAUACAUUGAUCGAGCUGUGCAGCAGUGAAGUGUCAUACGACUCGACUCUCUGGUCCAAGGUUUUCCCCAACAUCAUCCGCGUCAGCUUCGAUACUUGCCCCUUUGCAGUCACACUCGCCAGAGAAAUCGUGUGUGCGAGGCUAGUGCAAAUGCACAAGUCUAUUACUGCGCUGGCAGAGAGUCCUCGCCCACCACAGUAUGCACCCCUGGAUCCUGUUCAGGGACGGACUAUGGGCCGAGGUGUCACACCCGCUGAGAUUCUGGUCGAGCAGUGGAAGCUCUAUCUGGUCAUGGCCUGCACAACAUUGAAUAGCGUCGGAGCUCAAUCUCAGAGCCAGUUAGCCAACGCCCAACACGCACGCAAGGCCUCGAGAGGAGCACAACAAGGUCAAGACAAAAUCACCUCUGCCAGAGCUCUCUUCGCUUUUGUGAUCCCUCUGUUGUCUGCUUCGCUGGACUCUAUCAGGAACGCUAUAGUGGUCGCAUUAGGUUCUAUCAACAAGAACCUUUAUCGGACCCUCCUCGAGUCAUUGCAGUACGCGGUGACGACGUGUAAUGAAGAAGCCAAACUUCGGAUGGGCGGUCAUCAUCGUACCCCGAGCAGUCCCCGUCGGAACCGGAAGACCGAUCGUCUACGCACCGAGGUCACGCACGUUUACAAGCUGACAUCGCAUUUCCUCAAGGAACCCGAAGUGUAUAAUGAUGACUGGAUUGUCAAUAACCUCGUCACAUACACAAAGGAUCUACGGAUAUUUCUGAGUGACGUGGAGGUACAAAACGACUGGGAAUUUCAGAAACUACGUUACCACUACUGUGGUCUCAUGGAAGAGCUCUUCGAAGGCAUUAACCGUACCAAGGACCCAUCUCGCUGGAUGCCAUUUGAAUCCCGCAAAUCGGCCUUUUCCUUGAUGGAGGACUGGUGUGGCUAUUCACCAAAUCAGGCGCAAAUAUCUCAACGGGAGGAGAACAUGCGAAAAUAUGCCAUCGCACAGCAGCACGAGACGGGCGAAUAUCGAAUCACGGCCGCCGCCAUGGAAAUUGAAAAGAAGAACCUGCGAGCUGCGGCACUGAGCGCGAUGGCUUCCCUUUGCGCGGGUCCGAUUAGUAUAACAACGGAGAGCGGCUCUGUUUUGCAGUUCGAUGUGGGCCGAAUGCUGACUUGGAUUGACAUCAUUUUCAACACUAUCAGUGACAAGUGGCAUAGCAUCGGUCGACGCGCCCUGAAGAAUCUGAUUGUUCACAAUAAGGAGUAUCCUUAUCUGCUGGAACGAUCAGUGGAGAUGUGCUACGUGUCGGAGCGACCGAAGGCCCUUGAAAGUUAUUUUGAAGUGGUAACCGAAGUGCUCACUGAGCACGCAAACUACCCGCUGGCCUUUUGGAGAAUUCUGGGGGCGGUUCUCUAUACCUUGGGAAAUCAGAAGCGAGAGAUUCGGAUGAAAUCCGCGCGGCUUCUACGAAUACUCGAGGAACGGCAGCAGAAGAGUUCUCGGCUACAGGAUUUCGACAUCAGCAUUUCUGACAAGACGACAGCGGUCUAUAAGCUCGCGCAGUUUGAAACGUCCAAGCGGCUGGCGAAGCAGCAUUCGGACCUUGCUUUCACGAUAUUCUCCGAAUUCUGCUUACACUUCCGGAACCUCCAGCCUGAUGGCCAGCGAAAUAUCGUCGUUGCUAUUUUACCUUGGAUACAGACGAUCGAGUUGCAAGUGGAACCGAGUGGUGGACCAACUGCGAAGUCAUAUAUGCUACUUGCCAAUCUGUUUGAGAUCACGAUCCGAUGCGGCACGAUAUUACCAAACGAAGUGCAGGCACUUUGGCAGGCACUCGCCACCGGACCACAUGCGGGUAAUGUGCAACUGGUGCUCGACUUCAUCAUCAGUCUCUGCCUGGAUCGUAAAGAGCAGAACUUUGUGGAAUAUGCCAAACAGAUUGUCGUGUUUCUGUCCUCUACUCCCGCAGGAUCCAAAGUCAUCGAAUUCUUCCUGAUGCAGGUCGUCCCAAAGAACAUGGUACAAGAGCGACGGGAUCCUGCCCCCGCUCCGCCUGACGCUCGUGGCCUGCCAUAUGUCGCUGACCUGAAUACCGUGCUACCGGUCGGAAACAAGCAGGCUGGUCUCUCACUCGGACAGAUCUCCAUGAUUUUCCUGGUCGACUUGAUGGUGGCACCGGUGACAAUAGCGCUAGACGAUGUCAUCAAGCUCCUGCAUGUGGUCCUGAUCCUCUGGGACCAUUAUACUCUUACCGUUCAGGAGCAAGCCAGAGAAAUGCUUGUCCAUCUCAUUCACGAGCUGGUUGCUUCCAAAAUCGCAGAUGAUGAUUCAACUGCCAGUACUCGACAAGCUAUUGAGGAUUUCGUGGAAUCUAUCCGCAAGAGCGAUCCGGCGGUCGUCUGGGAGUAUGAGGAUAAUAGUAGCAAAGAUGAGGAGGAGGAUGGCACCAUGGUUCCGCCUGCAAUGGCUCGCGUAACGCGCCAGGCGGUCACUUUCUUUAGUCUUGUCUAUGAAGGGAUCAGCGAUCUCUGGUCCAAGGAGGCGUUGAAUUGGGCCACCUCAUGUCCUGUGCGGCAUCUGGCAUGCCGAUCGUUCCAAGUCUUCCGCUGCAUUUCGACUUCUCUCGACUCCCGAAUGCUGGCUGACAUGCUGGCCCGACUGUCCAACACGAUUGCCGACGAAGAGACUGAUUAUCAGACAUUCUCCAUGGAGAUCUUGACCACUCUGAAGGUCAUUAUCAGUUCGUUGGCCCCAGCGGAUCUGAUGCGGUAUCCACAACUCUUCUGGACCACAUGUGCAUGUCUCAACACCAUACACGAAACAGAGUUCAUGGAGAGUGUCGGCAUGCUCGAAAAAUUCCUGGACAAGGUGGACAUGGGCGACCCAGCUGUGAUCGCGAAGCUGAUUGAGAGUCAGCCUCCAAAGUGGGAGGGUGGAUUUGAUGGCAUCCAGAACUUGGUCUACAAAGGGCUGAAGUCCUCGGAAGCGUUUGACCGCACGCUGAGCCUCCUACACCGACUGACUGGGCUUCCGGACAAUGAACUGGUUGGAGACAGCAAUCGGUUACUCUUUGCGACGCUGGCCAACCUGCCCCAUUUUCUCUAUCAAUUUGACCAGGAAGUGAACGAUCCUAAGAUCCUGGAUCGGGCCAAUCUGCUGGCCAAAGUGGCGGAGCGGCAUGGCCACGACCGGCUGGCGGCCUGCUUGGUUGGCUUCGCGAACGCUCAGUGGAAGAAUAGCCGCGAUUUCCUGCAGCAUAUGAUCUCCGAACUGCGGUCGUACUACGCCCCUCAGCAGGAUGUGCAGAGUCUGGUGUUCCUGAUGGGACUCUUGACGAACACGACCACGUGGUUCCGCCUCAAGACGAUGAGGAUUCUCUGUGUGUUGAUCCCGGAGAUCGACAUGCGACGGCCCGAAGUCACCUGCCACGGCCCGGAUCUGAUCUCGCCUCUGCUGCGGCUCCUCCAGACCGAGCUCUGUCCGCAGGCGUUGGAAGUCAUGGACCAUAUCAUGACGGUCUCGGGCAAUCCCAUGGAACGCCAUCAUAUCCGGAUGAGCAUGGCAUCGUCGUCAUCGUCGCGGGCGAUCCGCAAAGAGUACGAACGGAUCCAGAGUCUGUACGGGAUUCCGGAACCGACCGGCUGGUCCAUUCCCAUGCCUGCGGCGCAGUCCACCAUCACUCGCAACAAUGUCCAUGCGGUCUUCUAUACGUGUGCGGAGGCGGAUCGCAUGGAAGCCCAGCGGACUGCGACGCCCGAAGUGGAAUUCCACGCCGACGAAUAUGGAGACUCGUACUUCCCGUCUAUGCGGGCGGAUACGAUGAAGUCGGUGGAUACCCAGACGGACGGCAAUAUGGGCGACAUUGUGCAGAAGCUGGACAGUCUGGACGAUUUCUUUGAGGAGACAGAGAUGCAGUCACCGUCUCUAGAGCCGAUGUCCGAUAGCGGGUUGCGAGGCUAUGGGGCGAGUUUUGGUGACACGACGGCCAGCCUGUAUGACCAGCAGACGGCCCCGAUCUUGCGCAAGUCUCUUGCUCGCACGGCGUCGACCUCGUCGUUCCACAAUGGCCUGGCGGAGACGUCGCGACCUCCGACCCGGCUGGAAGGCAUGAUGGGCCUGACGUCGCCGCCGCUGGCGCAACAACAGCCAGCUUCCGCGACGGGCGCGGGCCAGACGCUGCGGCCGGCCAUGCACAACCGCUCGGUGACGUCUCCGGCCAACCAGCUGUCGUCGCCCGGCUCGAACCCGUCGUCUACAGCGCCGGCCAACAGUUCGAUGGAAACCACCUUCUUUUCGGACGACGAGGUGGAAGAGAGUUUCUCGGACGCUGACGACCGGCUGACGGGCCACGCAUCGUCCCGUAGCACGCCAGCGGCAUCCCGGAAGGGCUCCGAAGUGACGCCGUCUCUGGAGUCGAUGAUUCGGAGCGGGAUGCGGCGUCUGACGGGCAGCACCGCCUCAGGUCGAGAGAAGGAACGACAGCGAGAUCUGCUGCGGGCUCAGCAGCGGGCGGCCGCGCAGACGGCACAUUCGCCGCGGGUGCCCAAGGUCCCGGCGGAGUAUCUGAGCGGGUCGGUUAAUAGUCCAACAUCGCCGGGGCAGUAG